Messenger RNA from Drosophila melanogaster (fruit fly), 3125 nucleotides. It is a transcript of the gene Son, whose product is annotated as Son RNA binding protein. The coding region runs from base 139 to 2763 and encodes 874 amino acids. Gene Ontology annotation, cellular component: nucleus. The transcript is spliced from 2 exons. Gene Ontology annotation, biological process: regulation of gene expression. The record is from RefSeq and is marked reviewed. Gene Ontology annotation, molecular function: nucleic acid binding. Lineage: Eukaryota; Metazoa; Arthropoda; Insecta; Diptera; Drosophilidae.
CGCUAUUAUUGAAACUUCUGUCCAAGCAAGACGUGCAGAAAAACGCUUAAUCGCGAACAGCGACAAAUUCGCUGAUCUGUUGCGGUAAUCUAUUAGCAUGCAUAGACACUAGGACGAUCCGCGCCCAGCGAGAGAGCAAUGACGGAGAACACAGAGAAAGGGGCGAGCGUAGAAACGCCUCAAGUGGCGGGGUCUCAGACAAAUCCUCCGGUUCAGGAGCCACUUGCACUGACCAAGAUUCCGCCAAUUAAGGUAAAGAGCGAACGACCGGACGCAGAGGUGGAGGCCAAACUCCGGGCCAUGAAUGCCAAGAUCAAGGCGGAGAUGGUGACUUUGAUGCGGAGGAGCAACAGCAAUGAACUGGGCAACAAUGACGAGUCGGGGGAGAGCGAGAGCUCCGCGUCGGCGGACGACAAGAAGAACAUUAAGCCUGUAAAGUCCUCGAACGAGAUCCUUGCCGAGCUGUUCGGCGUAUUCAAUGCCGCUCCACCAGAGGAACUUCUAGACGACAAUCUGUUCAAGAAAAAGAAAAAGGUGAAAAAGGAGAAGAAGGAUAAGAAGGCCAAGAAAAAGAAGACGACCAAGUCAGAUGGCGAAUGCAGCGACUCGGAGGCGGAAGGCAAGCACAAGCAUAAACGUAAGAAGCACAAACAUAAAGACAUCAGAGUCAAAGACAAGGAGAAGGAUCGGGACCGGGACAAAUCUAAGGAGAAAGAUCGGGACCGCGUUACGGACAAAUCAAAGGAGAAGGAUCGGGACAGGGACAGGGAUAGGGACAAAUCCAAAGAUAAGUUUACGGCAGCACAAGCUCCCUCCGAGAAGGAGAAAGAAAAGUCUGAGAGCCGGAAGCGCAGCGCUGUGGAGCCUUCCAGUCAUUCCGAAAAGCGCGAACGACAUGAAAGGGAGAAGCAUCGCGACUGGGAACGAGAAAGGGAACGGGAAAAGGAGCAUGAAAGGGAACGCGUCCGCUCCAACAAUAGCUUUUACAACGGGCAACGUGAAGCGGAUCGCUUGAAAGGAUCUGAAUCAGCGAGCACAAAGUCACGGCAGGAACAAGAUCUCUCCGAUAUCUCGCUCUCCGAUGAGGAGUCGUACCUCCGGGAGAAGGCUUCCAACGGCCGUAGACGGGCGCACAACAGCUUUUAUGAUGAAAAGGAGGAAUUGUCGGUUUCACCCAAGCGUAACGUGCGCGAAUCCAACACCAGGAGAAACCGAAAGUCAAGAUCUCGCUCGCGUGACCUCGGCAUAGACAAAAAGCGCUUGCUCGAGAUUGCGCGACGAAAUGCCAUUAACAUGUUCAAACAGGGAACUAUGCCCGGUGUGGCUAACAUGACUGCAGAGGUCAAGGACAAGGUUCUCGUCAAGAUGCGCUACGGAGGUCGCACUAUUCAAGAUCUUACCGACUUCUGCAAAAAAAUCUCCAACGGCGACGGCCUGUCAGAUCUGAGUUCAGAAGAGGAGUCCGAUGUGGACAAGAAUGGUAAUGCGAAGGUCUUCCAUCAUCCCUUUCAGCUGAAGGAGCGCGAGCCAAUUGUGAUGCAUAUACGAAACUCAACGGCGCUGGUUCCAGCACCACCUCGACUGGACGAGCAAACAAAGGCCAUAACCAUGCAGUUCCCGGUGUCGUCGGGUCAGACCCAUCGCAACAAUGAGGUGUGGGUGCCGGUGGAUCCUAAGGACUCGCUAGUGCCGUUGCCCUCCCUACCGCCAGCAAAACAGGCCACCAAUAUGUUUAAGGAAACGCCGAAGAACGUGUUCGCGAAGUCGAUACCCUUGCAGGAGCAGCAGGAACCCGCCUUUAAGCCACUGGGAGGAGCAGUCGUAGUCCCGCCCUUAGCCGCCACUCAAUUACCCACUGUUCCUCAAUCCGUCCCGCCAACCGUUCCCAAAGAGUUUGCCCCUCCGGCUGUUCCCUUCGUUCCCGAGGUGCCCAUCCCGUCAACGUCACCCGUAACACCGAUGCAAAGUGCUUCCAUUUUUCCCGAUGUUACGCCGCCUUCCAUGGACGUGUCCAGCAUAAUCACCCAGCGUCUUAGUGCCAUUCGACGCCUGCAGGAGAAUCCGGCCGACUCUGAGGCCCUAAAAAUGAUGUACACUGCGCAACGCAACAUGUCAUCGUGGGCCAACUCAAAGCAUCUGCCCGGUCAGUUCACGGGAAGCACGGGUGCCCAAGUGAUGAAGGCACAUGAGCUGAACAGCGGUCCGCAGCUGUGGGUGCGCAAAGACCAAAUGACCUCCACCAAACCGGUGACUGGGGGCAUGGGCAUGGCGCUCCUGCAAAAGAUGGGCUGGAAACCGGGCGAGGGACUGGGCAGAUGUAAAACUGGAUCAUUGCAACCACUUUUGCUGGACGUCAAAUUGGACAAGCGUGGCCUGGUGUCGCGCGAUGACUUAAGGCCACCGCAAAUGCGUGCGCCGGCUGCCCAGCGAAGAAAUAAAAACAUGGCGGGACCAAUUGGAGCUGGCCCCUGUCCAGCAGUUCAGGGUGCGGGACCUGGACCGUUGGCGUCCACGCCGCUGGUCACCCAGGAUAAGCAUCCCGUGUGUGUGCUCAACGAACUGACCUCGAAGAACAAGUGGAUGCCGCCGCAGUAUAAGCUACGUCAGGAUAUCGGGCCCGCUCACAACCGUUCCUUUCUCUUUUCGGUCGAGAUUAACGGACAGACCUUUACGCCGGAUCGAGGAAGCAACAACAAGAAGGAGGCGAAACUCAAUGCGGCCGCCUUAUGUCUGCGAUCUUUAGGCAUUCUUCCGCCCAGCUAGUGAUCGAACGUUGAAUAGGCUAAUUUCUAGAUAGUGAAUAUAAUAGAAUCCCCACACUGUACAUAAAAUUAGCCCUAUAUUUAAGUUGUAAAAUCUUGUUCGUCUCCUUUGGAGCGAUGACAAAUAUAGUGCUAACAUCAAAAAUGAUUGUUAGUUUGACUAAAAUUACUGAUAUUUGAUGUACCCCUAACGUUAUCAUUUCUAUUAUUUAUACACUACUUACUUUAAUGCUGUCCUUAAUAUCAGUUAUAAAUUACCUGUUUACUUCUAGUUCCUUUUAGAAAUGCAAGUUUCGUAUUUGAAGUGUAUUUCCUUCCCUUAUUAAAUUGAAUAUUUUAAUUUAAUUUUUGACACACACAUUU